CCACCACUCACGACCUCCACGAUGGCGAGUCCACGCAUGAGCAACCAAGAGCUCGCGGCUAUCAACGCGGCCGCAGUGACGCGCGAAUACACGGUCAAACCGCAUCUCGACUACCGGACGGUCUCCGCGGUGAACGGCCCACUGGUUGUGCUGGACAAUGUCAAGUUCCCCUCAUACAACGAAAUCGUACAAUUGACGCUCCCCGACGGUACCAAGCGUGGCGGACAAGUUCUGGAAGUCCAGGGCAAGAAAGCUAUUGUCCAAGUCUUCGAGGGGACGUCCGGUGUCGAUGUGAAGGCAACUCAUGUGGAGUUCACCGGUAGCAGCAUGAAGUUGCCCGUGGCGGAGGACAUGCUGGGUCGUAUCUUCAACGGCUCCGGCCAGCCCAUUGACAACGGGCCCAAAGUGUUUGCGGAGGAUUACCUAGACAUCAACGGCUCUCCUAUCAACCCUUACUCUCGCAUAUACCCCGAGGAGAUGAUCCAGACUGGUAUUUCCACCAUUGAUGUCAUGAACUCUAUUGCGAGAGGACAGAAGAUCCCCAUCUUCUCCGCUGCCGGUCUACCUCAUAACGAGAUUGCUGCGCAAAUUGUACGACAGGCUGGUUUGGUCAAGGGUCCCACGAAGGACGUGCACGAUGGUCAUGAGGACAACUUCUCCGUCGUGUUUGCGGCGAUGGGUGUCAACAUGGAAACCGCGCGAUUCUUCAAGGAGGACUUCGAGUCAAACGGCAGUCUCGAUCGUGUCACCCUCUUCCUCAACCUCGCGAACGACCCCACAAUCGAGCGUAUCAUCACGCCCCGCCUGGCACUUACCACUGCGGAGUACUACGCGUACCAGCUUGAGAAGCACGUCCUUGUCAUCCUCACGGACAUGUCAUCAUACGCGGACGCGCUCCGUGAGGUCUCGGCUGCUCGUGAAGAGGUCCCUGGUCGCCGCGGCUACCCUGGAUACAUGUACACGGAUUUGUCCACGAUCUACGAGCGUGCAGGUCGUGUGGAGGGCCGCAACGGAUCAAUCACCCAAAUUCCCAUUCUCACCAUGCCCAACGACGACAUCACACAUCCAAUUCCCGAUCUCACCGGGUACAUCACUGAGGGCCAGAUCUUCGUCGAUCGUCAGCUGUACAACAGGCAAAUAUACCCACCGAUCAACGUCUUGCCCUCGUUAUCCCGUCUCAUGAAGAGUGCCAUCGGUGAAAAGCUGACGCGGAAAGACCACGGUGAUGUCUCCAACCAGCUGUAUGCCAAGUACGCUAUCGGACGCGACGCAGCGGCCAUGAAGGCCGUCGUCGGUGAGGAGGCGCUUUCACCAGAAGACAAGCUCGCACUCGAGUUCCUGGACAAGUUCGAGAAGCAGUUCGUGGGCCAGGGCGCGUAUGAGAGCAGGUCGAUCUUCGACUCGCUCGACCUGGCCUGGUCUCUGCUGCGCAUCUUCCCGAAGGAGCAGCUCAACCGCAUCAGCCCCAAGAUCAUCGCCGAGUUCUACGGGCGGAAGGCGCGCAAGCCGACGGAGGACGCCAAGCCGCAAGGCCACCCGGAGGACAAGCUCGUCGACGACGCGUGAGACCGCUGAGGUCCCCCAUCCGCUCCACGCGGCCGUCGCUCGUGCCACUCGCGUGCUGCACCACGGACUUGACCAAAGGAAAGAGCGUGGCAGGAGACGCUACGAACACUCGCGCGUAUACGUAUACUUGUACACAUUCACCACAAUGCACAUGUCCCGUCGUCCCACCGUGACUCAUCCGGGGGGCUGUUGGUGCCCC
Messenger RNA from Trametes versicolor FP-101664 SS1, 1765 nucleotides. RefSeq names its product V-type ATPase. Gene Ontology annotation, molecular function: proton-transporting ATPase activity, rotational mechanism; ATP binding. Bases 22 to 1566 code for a protein of 514 amino acids. NCBI's taxonomy places the organism in Eukaryota, Fungi, Basidiomycota, Agaricomycetes, Polyporales, Polyporaceae. Gene Ontology annotation, biological process: ATP metabolic process; proton transmembrane transport. Gene Ontology annotation, cellular component: proton-transporting V-type ATPase, V1 domain. The record is from RefSeq and is a predicted model, not a curated record. The transcript has 10 exons.